GCUAACCGUACCGUUCGUUUGGCGGAAGCCGAGAGGAGGCUAUAUCCGCAUCCGGCGAGAGCUGAGCUCUCGGUUCGUAUUUCCAGCUCGCAAUCCAUGGAUCGACCUCACCCGAUGACAUCGAGCCGAGAACAAUUAAACCCAACAAUCCCUAUUAUGCUCAGGCCUAUACAACACGAAAAUGUAUAUAAAGCAGCUGAAAGCUAUGCUCAAGAUGUAUACAACAAAAUCAUCAGAAGCUUUAAUCUCAAUCAGCAUCCUCAAAUAGAUACACUUUGCGCCUUUUUAUCCACGCGAUACUUCCAAAAUGCGGUUUAUUCCACUUGCCUUGGGCCUAAUGGCCACCUCCAGCGUCAUUGCUGGUCCUACCAACGUUCAGUCUGUGACCGUCCAGCUCAGCAACGAGCAGUCUGGCGCCAACGCCAACGUUGAUAUUCCCACCGACGGCAACCCACGCUCCAUCCAGGCCCUCUGGGGCCAUACCUCUGUGGUUGUCAACGGCGUCGUUAGUGCCUCGAGCGCCCAGUUCAAUAGGUUCCAGCAGACGAGCGUCUGCCACAUUUUUCAGCACCCCAAUGUGAAUGCCGAGCUCAAUGCACGGCAAACCUGGGUCAAGCUUGAUCAGGGCAAGGUGGUCGAGCUUGAUCACGGGUUCAUUGUCUGCCGGGAUUAAUAUUAAUCUUCAUGGCGAGUGAAUAUUG
This is a messenger RNA of Aspergillus pseudonomiae, 701 nucleotides long. RefSeq lists its product as uncharacterized. The transcript has a single exon. NCBI's taxonomy places the organism in Eukaryota, Fungi, Ascomycota, Eurotiomycetes, Eurotiales, Aspergillaceae. Bases 308 to 673 code for a protein of 121 amino acids. The record is from RefSeq and is a predicted model, not a curated record.